Amoebophrya sp. A120 is the source of this 1938-nucleotide messenger RNA. NCBI's taxonomy places the organism in Eukaryota, Dinophyceae, Syndiniales, Amoebophryaceae. The record is from the annotation of a GenBank genome assembly.
GAAUCAUCCGCGUUGCAAAAGCGGACGAAGGUCGUCCCGCGAGAGGAACGAGUUGCGCAACAGGUGAAGACCACAGGAGACCAGUAUGCAGCAUCUUCAGCCCCCACCAGCACAAAAAAUGAAGGAAAGACCGGCGGGGAAACUGAAACACCAGCUUUGGCCCCGGCCCUCUCGAGCACGCAACUGGGACCCAGUGGCGAGUUGAUGGUUGCUGCGGUGGAUGCGAGUUCAUCUCUUUCGCCCGCGCAAGAAAGAAGUACAGCUUCGAGCACAACAACUCCAUCUCUCGGGAUGAAAAUCGACGAGCCAACUACUGCGGCAAACCCCUCGACUGCAGCAGAGAAGGUUGUUGCUCGAUCAGGACAGGGAAGUAAAUCCUCGACCGCUGCUAUCAAGUGUAAAAAUGUCUGGGUCUGGAAGAAUGCAACUUGUGAUGCUAACUUUGGACUCUAAAAGAAUCUGUAUUGCAUGACCAGCAAGAGAGGUCUCGCUUCUGCUACGUGGGAAGGGCUUUUGUCAUGCGGAGUAGGCAUCAGGAAGCUCUCGAAGAACCUGUGGUGCUAGGUCGCGCAUUACAAACAUCCUGGAGCAUGCAAAAUAUGCAUGACAAAUCUCAGAAUCUUCCAGACCCAGACAUUUUUACAGUUGAUAGCUGCACAUGAAAAGAAAUCCCCGGGAGCUGCACUAGUAUCAUCAUCUUCCUCGGCACUGGAAAUAGCUCGAAGAGAGCAGAAAAAAAGAGAAUACGAGGGCGACGCGGACUGCAAGGACCUUGGCGAUGACAAGACAGUAUGAGAGUGCACAACUCCCCCUCCCCCUCAUUUGUCAUGCAAAAUACCAAAUCCAAGCGCUGCCCUGUGGCAUUGUUCGCAUGACAGAUUCCGGAAUCCCAAACAGUACUACAUUACGCGCAUGAACCUAUCAUGCACAGUCUCCUUAGAUGCGGGUGUUUGUAUUGAUGUCCAUGCAAUAUUAGCAAUACAAAUUAGGGGGAGGGGGAGUUGUGCGCUGUCAUAGACAGAAGAGUUGUGCGACAAGCGGCAGGAGUCCCUCGAACUGAACGCGUCCAAGUUGACCGAAGAAGCGGAUUAUGAAUUGAAAACGCUAAAGCAUCGUACUAGUAUGAGUUGCAUUUCAAAUUUCCUCAACAUGAGAAAUGGAAUUUGUAAUGCUGAUUGACGUUAGGAAAAAGAUUUGUAAUGCAUAAUUGCAAUUACAACUACGAGUGCGAUACUUUUGCACUGGAUACGGAUAACUGGGUGGCGGAGGGCGGCGACAAGGCGGACCCCAUGAGUAUGGCGUUCUCAACUGUUACAUUCUCAACUGCUGCAUGAGUUUGUAAUGCAAAACUGCAGUACAUAUCUACAGGACCAGGCUGCUUCGCAUGACAAGUUCUCGACGCACUAGAUAGCAUUAUAAUAUGCGCCCAACUUCUUGUAAUGCAAAAUGCGCAAUCUUCUGCCUUGCACUUUUGCCAUUCUUGCAUUACAAAUUCAUGUAACAGUUGAGAGUGUAACUGAUUUGAGAACCCCAUAAUGAGCCCGGGAGAGAUGGAGGCCAUUAUCAAAUGCAAAAAUGUCUGGGUCUGGAAGGUUGCAACUUGUCAUGCUCCAUCUGAAUCAUGUAACAAUCUGUGUUGGCAACACAGAUUUUUGCAUGAUUACCAAAAGCUGUCCACUUUUGACCUAAUCGAGAGGCAGUUUCUCAUGCAGGAUAGGCAUGAUAGAACUCUCACAUCAGAGUCUGUCAUGCUAGGUCCUACAUACCAGACCUCAUGGGUCAUGGAAAACCUGCAUGACAAGCCUGGCACUCUUCCAGACCCAGACAUGUUUGCAUUUGAUACUCAUGCAGGAGCAGCAAUCCGAACAGACCAUGCAAGCCAUCAACACGGAAAAAGAGGAGGAGGAGGAGGGCUUCCUAGCGGGCUGUCGACGAUAA